GUUUCAAAUUUGCAGGCAGCCAUUCCGCUGAUCUAAGAUUGGCUAGGACUCUGGAACUUGCUAUUUGUUAGAAGCAUCGGUGGCGGGGCGGGGUUAUGAUAAGGGGCGUGGCCUGGACCGGGUACCCGAGCCCUCUGAAGCUCUAGGAUCGACGGACCACAUGGCACCCUCUUUCUACCACUAUCUACCGGUGCCCAUGGACGAGAUGGGGGAGAAGCAAGGAUGUGGCACCCGCCCGCGGUGUCUGGUGGCCGCGAUCUUGAUGGUCCUGCUUGGGGUUACCUUACUCACCCUGACAAUCUACUACGCCGUCACAGGGAACUGUAAGGACGGGCUGUGGGCGCAGGAUGAGUGCCGUAACACCACUCACCUGCUGCAGCUCCAGCUCACCCGCACUCAGGACAACCUGCUGCAGGCUGAGACGCAGGCAAACUCCUGCAACCGGACCGUGGUGACCCUUCAGGAGUCCCUGGAGACAAAGGCAGCUCAAGCCCUGGAGCAGCAGGCCCGCAUCAGGGAGCUUGAGAAUGAAGUCAUGAAGCUGAACCAGGAGCUGAAGAGUCUGAGGAGCCAAAAAGAGACUUCUAGCACAGUGCAGGUGAACUCUGGCAGCUCCAUGGUGGUCUCCAGCCUACUUGUGCUCACAAUGUCACUGUUCCUUCUCGUUUGAGGACUCAAUAGUUGGCAGGUCACAGCUUUUUGAGAUCACUAUGGGUCAUAGUGGCUCUGGAGGUGUCCUGGCAGCCCUGAGGAUGUGGAAACCACUAGGUGGAACCCAGAUUGCCUCUUCCAUAGUAGAACCUUAGGACUGGGGGAGGGAGUUCUGCUUUAUUGCUUUCCACGGUUAUUGGGGAGGGGUCCCUUAUUUCUGAGUUCUUUGAGCCGGGAAAAAUAAAGUAAUUUGGAAAGAAA
Molecule: messenger RNA, 912 nt
Organism: Mastomys coucha (southern multimammate mouse)
Lineage: Eukaryota; Metazoa; Chordata; Mammalia; Rodentia; Muridae
Gene: Bst2
Product: bone marrow stromal cell antigen 2
Exons: 5
Coding region: 161-670 (169 amino acids)
Biological process (GO): defense response to virus; innate immune response
Cellular component (GO): Golgi apparatus; cell surface
Molecular function (GO): metalloendopeptidase inhibitor activity
Source: RefSeq, a predicted model, not a curated record